AUGGGAUCUGUUGAUGAUGAGACCUCUUCGGUGGUCAUGGUGACUCCAGCUGGUGGAUCCGAUGGAGGAGCAGAGGAGGCUGUCAAUUGCAGCAAAAAAGAGACGUCCGAUUCCAAGGAGACAGCAGACACUGGAGACGCCGGUGAGAAGGAAAAGAAAGACACCGACUCGGACUCGGACUCGGACUCGGAGUCUGACGACAAGCAGAAGGACAAGAUUAUAGUUGGCAUGGUCGCCGACCGAAAAGACCUUUAUCAAGUCAUUGACAAAUACAAUCAGCCCAAAUGGACGGAAAGAUGCCCCGAGGACCUAGAAGAAGCUGCCGAGAAUGAGGAAACUCUGAAAUACGCGGUGCUAGUGCGCAACAAAAGGAGCUGUGACUCCCGCAAGAAGCUUGAAAUCGACAGUGUCGUGAUCCAGAGCCCGUUGCUGAAGGAAGUUCUCCGCGACGUACUCAAGGAUUAUCCUGGUGUGACCACCACCUUGGCCCGGCUGACAUUUGUUGCGCCCUUCAAACCCUUCGUUCACCGCUGGGAGGAGUUGACCGCAGCGCUUGAUGGCGAUUAUGACGAAACAACCAAGUCCCACCUAAAACUGCUCCACACGGUUCUGUUCGAGGAGCUGAAAGAUAUCAUCUCCGCCACCAAGGAUUACAUCAAGAACAAGGUGAUCACUUAUGAACACGUUUGGACCAUUUUCCAGCCCGGCACCAUCAUCUUUGCGUCCCGGUAUGGUCGCCCUGUGACCGUGCGGCUUCAUGAGGGACAAUUCACCAAUCACUGCAAGUAUGGACCUUGUUACCUGCUCAAGUGCGAUCGUCUCGAUUGGGACGGAUCAAAAUUCGGAUACGACCUGUCACAACACAUCAUUCUCCCAUUCGCAGGUACUCUUUCCAUCACCGACCUAGACUGCUUCCCCCUGGCCUACCAUUCCGAUCAAGAGACAGUUACCGCCACCCUGAUUGCGCGAGGGGCUCUCUUUGAGCGCCUCGCAGGGUAUCACUACAAGGCAUACAGGGGCAACGCCAUUGAGCAAAAGGAAUGGGGUCCAGCCAAGAUCACAGUCGAUUGCCGUGUGGUGAUCGACGCCUAUGCCCAUGGGAAGGCGAACCCGAACCAACAGCCAAGCCUCAAGCCCUUGCAACAAGUGAAGGACACUGGGAACAUCCACUCUUCCGACCCUGACGAUGGCUACUCGUCCAACAGCUAUAAUGACUUUGACAACGACCGGGACGACGACAUUUUCGUCAAUGAAGGCAACAAGCCACUCCCCCUUUCCGAAGAACAGCUCCUCUUGUGCACGCCCAUUGUCAAAGGAUAUGCGCUGAAGACCAAAAAAUGGCUCGAGUUCUUCGUCGACGAGAUCACAGAGAUUGUCUUCAAUGAGCGCGCAUUCGAGUGUCUGGUUCUCCCCGAGGGUCACAAAUCUCUCAUUCUGGCCUUCGCCCAAAGCCAGAUCAAGAAUAAGGACGCAUUCGAUGACGUCAUAUCUGGAAAGGGAAAGGGCAUCAUCAUGUUGCUGUCUGGUGGUCCAGGAAUCGGGAAGACGCUCACGGCUGAAUCAGUCGCGGAGGACAUGCAAGUGCCCCUCUACAUGAUGUCCGCCGGAGAUCUGGGCUCGGCAUCUUGGGAGAUCGAAACGAAUCUCAAUCAAGUGCUUGAGAUGGUGGCGAAAUGGAACGCCGUCCUGCUCCUCGACGAAUGCGACGUAUUUCUAGAGACCCGGAGUACGCACGAUCUCGACCGCAACCGCAUCGUAUCCAUCUUCCUGCGCACUCUAGAGUAUUACGAGGGCAUCCUUUUCCUGACCACGAACCGAGUAAAGGAUAUGGACGAGGCGUUCCACAGUCGCAUACAUAUAAGCCUCGAGUAUCCUGCGCUGGACGAGUCGGCGCGCAAGGCCGUCUGGACUGGAUUCUUGGACCGCAGCAGCGUUGGUAAUGAGGCUGUUGCUGCGAAGCACGAAUUGACGGAGGAGGACGUGGAUAAGUUGGCCAGGCUGGAGAUGAACGGACGGGUCAUCAAGAAUGUGCUCAAGACGAGCCACUUGCUUGCUUGUCAUAAGGGGGAGAUGCUAGCCUAUAAGCAUUUGAAGACGGUGCUGCAGAUUGAGGGGUACGCGAUUGAGGACUGA
This is a messenger RNA of Pseudomassariella vexata, 2133 nucleotides long. RefSeq names its product P-loop containing nucleoside triphosphate hydrolase protein. The record is from RefSeq and is a predicted model, not a curated record. Lineage: Eukaryota; Fungi; Ascomycota; Sordariomycetes; Amphisphaeriales; Pseudomassariaceae. The coding region runs from base 1 to 2133 and encodes 710 amino acids. The transcript is spliced from 2 exons. Gene Ontology annotation, molecular function: ATP hydrolysis activity; ATP binding.